Molecule: messenger RNA, 613 nt
Organism: Andrographis paniculata
Lineage: Eukaryota; Viridiplantae; Streptophyta; Magnoliopsida; Lamiales; Acanthaceae
Exons: 2
Coding region: 57-446 (129 amino acids)
Source: RefSeq, a predicted model, not a curated record
AACUUCAAAGAACAAUCUAGAAUUUAGCUUUGGGAGGGCAAAGGUUACCGGCAAAAAUGGCGUCCCUCCUCCUUCCCUUUCCCACCGCGUUCAAUUCCCGGCGACAGAGCAGCCUUACAAAGCCCGCGAUUUACAAUUGCGCCGCCGAAAACCGGACGCCCUUAUCCACUCCUGUUGGCGCUUAUAAAUUUGAUUUCCACCGUCCGUUUCGCUUCAGGCGUAAUUAUUGGUCUGGCCGUUGCCGCGCCGCCGUUCCACCACCGGAGCCACCUUCCGAGAAGUACCGACCUUCCACUUCAGGUCUAGCGGCAACUUUCACCAGAGUUAAAGAUACUCUGCAGGUCUUCUUCGCCGUUCUAUUCUGGAUGUCUCUUUUCUUUUGGUCUUCUGCGUGGGAUGGAGGGAACAACGGCAGACCUAAUAAGAGAACUCGAAAUAGGAAAUAAUACAUUACGCUUGUACGAUAUGUGUGCAUAUAUAUACAUACUUAUAGAAGUCCAAAAUAGAAGUAUAUAUAAUAAUACAUUAAGAUCUGUCGUAGUUACUAAGAAUCGUUCUAAUCCAGGCACGAUUGAGCCCAUCUACAGUAAUAAGAACUUAAAGAAUUAUAGAA